AUGACGUCCCCUUCUUGGCUGCCCUCGUUAGAGAGUCUUGCCGCCUCCAACUCCAUCAGGCUCGUCAGGCCUUCCGAUGCCGACUUCGAUGAGAUCAACCUGUGCUACAUCCGGCGGCCGACAUGUCAAGCAGCGGCUAUCGUCCGGCCCAAGAACGCCGAAGACGUCUCGACGCUCAUCAAGUACUGCACCUCCCACUCGGCACCAUUCGUCAUCCGCUCGGGGGGACAUGAUUCCUCAGGCCGCUCGCAGGUCGCUGGGGCCCUGGCCAUCGACAUGCGCGAGAUGAACAAGACCACGAUCUCUGCCGACGGGAAAACGGCCAAAGUCGAAGGCGGUGCCUUGCUCAGCCAGGUGUCCGACGCACUGGGCGAGGAGAACCUUGUUACACCCGUCGGGAUCAUCUCGAGCGUGGGCUACAUCGGAUGGGCAACGGGGGCCGGCUAUGGGCCGUUUGCGAAGAGUCUUGGGAUGGGAGUUGACCAGAUCCUCGCGGCGAGGCUGGUCAACUGGGAGGGAGACAUCAUUGAUGCAGAUGAGGAGCUGCUCAAGGGGCUUCGGGGUGCUGGGCCUACCUUUGGCGCAAUUGUUGAGCUUACAAUCAAGGUGUAUCCUCUCGAUACGGUACUCUCUGGGUUCGUCAUGUACGAUACCUCAAACUUCGAGACAACUAUCAAUCAAUGGUUUGACGCCUUCAACAAGCUCUCCGAAGGCGCAGGCAUACCACCUACCCUUUCAAUUCAGCUCGCGGUCAUAGAGGUCCCCGGCCUGGGCAGGGUGGUAGCUAGUAUGGUUGUAUGGACAUCGCCAGAUCAAGACGAAGGGCGGCGGUGGGUAGACAAGAUCGUGUCUAUGGGGAACUGUGUCAUGCAGAAUGUUGCACCUAAUAAGGUGGGAGACUACCUCCGUGGAAACGACAGCGCCAUCAAAAUCGGCUCUUGGGGUCGCAACAACACCGUCUCGGUUCGGGCGUUCACUCCCAAGGUCAGUCAGAUCAUCCGGAAGCACACAGAGACACUUCCUGGCGGCGUCGGCUUUGCCAGCCACUUUCUCAGCGGCCCAUCCCUUGAGCCGAACGAGCAGUCGGUCUUCGGCACGAGGGUCGAGCACAUCGUGCUCGAGAUUCUGUCUGCCACGCAAUAUGAGACAAAGAUGGAGGAAUGUAUAGCGUGGGGUAAGGCAUUUAGAAAGGACCUCCUUGAGUCCGCUCCCGAAGAUGUCGUAGGCGCUGGGUUUCCCGCUCUUCUCACAGCAGAAGAGUCAGACUUGCGUAAGAUCUACGGGCACAAAUACGAAGUAUUGAUAGCAUUGAAGCGAAAGUACGACCCACACAAUAUCUUCAAAAACACUAUACCAAGAAUAGAAUGA
This is a messenger RNA of Phaeoacremonium minimum UCRPA7, 1368 nucleotides long. Its product is annotated as putative d-lactate dehydrogenase protein. Gene Ontology annotation, molecular function: oxidoreductase activity; FAD binding. Lineage: Eukaryota; Fungi; Ascomycota; Sordariomycetes; Togniniales; Togniniaceae. The transcript is spliced from 2 exons. The record is from RefSeq and is a predicted model, not a curated record. Bases 1 to 1368 code for a protein of 455 amino acids.